Molecule: messenger RNA, 8007 nt
Organism: Mus musculus (house mouse)
Lineage: Eukaryota; Metazoa; Chordata; Mammalia; Rodentia; Muridae
Gene: Asb5
Product: ankyrin repeat and SOCs box-containing 5
Exons: 7
Coding region: 6696-7526 (276 amino acids)
Biological process (GO): intracellular signal transduction; protein ubiquitination
Source: RefSeq, a predicted model, not a curated record
UACAUGAGAGAUAAGUUGUCUAAAAUUACCAAAACCACUUCCUACUAUAUCUGGCUUAGAGCUUAUAGUACAUAAAUGAUUCCUUUUUACAUAUGUUGUUAUUGAAAAAUUUCAAAAUGGUAUAUAAUAUGCCUUAAUUUAGUAGUAAAACUGCUGAUAGGUUAUUCACUUCCAAGUGGUCAGCUCUAAACAUAUGUGCAUAAUGAUGACACUAAUUGAAUCCAGUGAAGGGGUGUGUGUGUGUGUGUGUGUGUGUGUGUGUGUGUGUGUGUGUGUGUGUGUAGCAAUAAUUAUUCUAGAAGAAGUCACAAAUUUGAGAGAGGGUGGAAGUAGAUAUAGGGGAAAGAAGUGGGGAUGGAAAUGACAUAAAUACAGAAUACUCAAGCAUGGAACUCCAAAAUAUUUUAAGAAAAAAGAAGAAAGAAAAAACUGAAUUCUUAUAAUGAGCUCUGUUUGCCAGGAAGCAUGUAAUCACGCCCGGUUGUACCUCCUAAGCAUGCCUCAUAUUCUAAUAUUGUGUUAAUAAAUUAGGUAAAUAACUUCAGAAUUCAAGUGUUUGAUUUUAUUUGUCAUUUUGCACUAAUCAGUGGGGGCCCUGGAAUAUUUAUUAAGGUGUCAUAUGUUCAUUAUGUAUCUAGAAGUUAAACAUUUCAAACCAGGUUCUGUGGACUCCAACUCUAGUCCUUCACAGUGAGAAAAGAAGCAGAGAAUGAAUGAAAAGAAAACCCCAAUGCUCAAAUUCAUGAUUCUCUGUCCCAUAAUACCUGCUCUCUCUACUGGCUUCCACCGUACAGAAGGAUGAGUAUCAGAGAGUCUGAAUUAUUCAAAAAGUCUACAAACCACGCAGCUCUCCAAAAAUCUAAGCAAGAUAAGCAGAGAAUUUUAAAUCAAAGUUUUAGGAUACCCUUGCUUAUUUUGGAUCCUGUGGUUGCCUUCAUGAAGAAAGAUUAGCCAUCCUGAGGCAUUACACAGAUUAGGAAUAAUAGUGCAAAUGGUUAGCUAGUUGGCCACAAGUUAAGCAGGAUUAAGUUUAGACAGCCUAGCUCACAGUUGGAAGUUAUGAAAAUUUUUGCAAGAAUUUUUCUUUGAUCUUAACUAUAUCAAAGUAUUUCUUCCUUCAUAGAAAUUCUUUGAACAGAUAUCAUUCUUUUUUAAAAUUAUUAUUUGUUUUUAAAAUCUUAUCAAGCAUCUAGUCCUACUAGACUGCAGGGAAAUAGAGAUCAUGUAUGGUGAUUCACACAUGAUCUUGUAUUACAUUCUUGUAGCUCCCUGCUCAACUUGUAGGCAGCUCUACCAGGAAACUUUUUCUCAUCUGAACUUGCUUGUAAGGUGGGAGAGGAACCUUUUGGAUCCCUAACUUUUGUGAGAUGCCUAAGUGUCAUGAGCUUCCUGAGCCUUGUAAAUUCAUUUAGCUUCCUGGGAUUUGUGAACCACCCCUUCCAGAGGGAAUGCUUGAGUUAGGAGGAAAUAGUUAUACAAUAAGUACUUUAGACUUCAUUUUUAGAUUUUAUUUGUUAUGCUACUCUCUUUUUGGACUCUUGUUGAAUCUUUGGACCUGUUUUAAUUAGCAAAAGUUAGACAUUUUACUUUAGAACCUCCAUCCCCACCCCACCCACACCCCACCCCACCCCUGCCACACACACACGCAUACACAGCUGGUUUAUUCAUUUGGGUGUCUGUUGGGAACUACAAGGAGAGGAAACAUUUUAUCUCUAGUGUUGAGCAUCCUAGGAUGCUCCUGUAGUCAUCUUAGUAACAAGGAAGGAGAGAACAGCAUCCUUUCUAUUGGGUCAGACUUUCUGUUUCACCAAGACAGUACCAGUCCAACACUCAAGGCUAAGCUGUCAACGUGGAUGAGGUGCCAGCUUGGCACUUAACAUUAGAGUUGAGGCCCCCAUGAUAAAUGGCUUUCUAUGUUUGCUGUUCUCAAGUACAUUUGCAAACAAACUCCAGUUUUUAUGUGGAAGCAAAAAGAAUAUAACAUAACAUCUUAACAGCUACCAGAAACUCACGUCUUCUAUAAACACAUGCUUCAUCAUGGUAAAAUUUCUGUGUCUGCAGUCCUCUGGAGGAGAAGGGUUCCAUGUAAAGUCUUUAAGGUACACAGCGUAUUUGGUUUUUUUCUGCCAGCAGUUGUAUUCAGACUAGAGAACACAAGAUGCUAAUUUUACUCCCUGUACAGAUUUGUGACCCUUCUAAGAUUUCAAGCCAGCAAGAGGCAGAGACAUAAAUGUAUGUUACCAAAGUAACAGCAUGUAAGGAAAACAUUACUUUAUGAGACCACUGAACACCAUGUUCUCACACAAAUGCUGGAGGCUGCCCUAACCAUGUCCCUUUAUGAGCUCACUUCAUUAGACAGCAUUUAGUGAUGUUUGUGGUAUUGGAGAUUACGUAUGGUUUUAUUUACCUUAUGUUCUAUUCACUGCUUCAGAUGUGUUAGCCUGUAAUGCUUGGUAGCAAUUUCAUAUGCAGGGGAGAGCUUAAGGUAAAAGCAGUUACCCUAGGUCCUCCUUCUUGCUUUCUCUCAAUCUUGGUGGUGACUUUGAGAAUAAUACUUUAUCUUUCUUACCAUAAGUUCUGUCAUCAAAAUGCCUUAGACAGGAUCAGUUGUGUUGAAUCCCACCCAGCCACUCCCAUCCUCAUGACCUUUUCUGUAAUGAUAUGAAGCUCACUUCAGUAGCUGAUACUUUGCAUGAUUCCCCUGUGUCAAGACACAGUCCUGCCCACCCCAGCACUCUCUGUCAGUCCAGUUAAGUUUGUAAGGCUCUUUGAAGGUAUUUGUGAGUCUGGGAAUUGAUAGUACCUAACUCUGUUUUUAGUUAUAACAUGCUAUCGUUCAUAUUUUGACUUGUAGUUAAUUAUUUCUGAGCCAGAAAAGCUUUCCCCGUAGAGGGCCCAAGUUACCUCUUGCUCAUGAUCUCAUGCAUCCCAUUGCUUCAGUGAACAUUCGGAAUGUCCUCAACAGAUCUGCAAACAGCAGCUAUUUUAGGACACUUCCUGUGGCGUUGCAAAUGAUACACACUUCUGUCAUUAACUUCCUCUCCAGUAUCUUCCAUGCUGAGCUGAAGCACAUUGUGAGUGAAAUUACUCUUUUAUUUGCAUAUGUUCUCAUCACAUCCACCAAACAUACUUAAUGUGCUUAGAAAAUGCUGCUAGGUCAUUUUUAGUGUUCCUUUUGCUCCACAAAGAUGAGCAUUUACUCCUUGGAGUACAUGGGGGAGAAACACUAUCUUCUCAUUUUUCUCACUAGUAGAACAGGUAUUCAGACGAUAUAGACAGUCAGAGAGAGCAAGGAGAACCAAUAAUACUCAAUACGGAAUAAAGAUCAUCAGAUAAAAACACAUUUGACCUCUCUUUACCUUAAUGGAGCUAUAUUUUUUGAUGAUGCCUUCCUCUAUUUUAAAAUCAUUCAAACUGUGUUGUUGUUGUUGUUGUUGUUGUUGUGCCAGUUGCUGAGGCUUUGUGCUAUGUUGCCUUCAUUAUGAUAAAACUACUCUCAUUUUUGUGUUUUUCUGUAUGGCAUUGGCCAGACCUGAGAACUCAGUGUAAGGUUUGCUAGCAGCAUAACAAAGCUCUCUGUUUCACCCCAUGAACUUAGUGUGAGACGGCAGGUCCUGUGGCUGUUUGCACAUGCCAAUAGUCUGUUCAUUACCUGGCCCCCACCCCACCCCAAUUUGAUCAGCUUAUGUCCCCAAGUCAGGCCAAGAAACAGUUUUACAUAGGACACCAGCUCCUCCUCUUAUCCUUUGUAAUUGAGCAGGAACAUAUUUGUAGAGAGACUUGGCCAUACACUUGCCCCAUAGGUUCUGCUUCAUUUUUGCUUCCCAUUAGCUCUCAGAGCCAACUAUGAGUGAGGUCGACUGCAGUGACUCCAAGCCUAACGUCUGGCACAGAGAUUUCUUAAUCAGACUCUACCAAGGUUGAAGAUAUAAUUCAGCAUAACCUGUCCUUCAUACUCAGAGAGAUCAAGCUAACAGAUAUUUACGAAGGGAAAUCUUAAUUAGUCACUAAUUAAAUCCAACAUGACGAAUGAGCUUUCAACAGAUUUUAUUGUGAACGUUUUCUAUUUGACAUAACACCCUGGUUUUAAAUUGGGAAGAAAAAUAUAAGUACUGUUUUAAUACAUACAAUUUUGCUUUUGUAAAAGAGCACUGACAAACUUGUGAAGUUUUCCCCAAGAAAUUAUUUUGAAGACAACCUCAGACAUUUCACUUAAUCAGUAGAGAAUGAAGGGUUGGGUGGUAGCCAGUGGAUGGGGGCAGCACUGACAGCAACUAUUCCUGUAUUUAAUUUAAUUUAUUUUAAUUUUAUUUUUGGCUGGUGGUCAAAGCAAGAGCUUUCCAGCCAGCUUCACUUCUUAGGCUCUUUGAUGGUAUUUUGGUAGCUUGGCCUCAGAAGCCAUGAAAUUAGAAAUAAAAUCUGGAGAUAAUCAGGGAAAAUUCAUGGCUGGUGAAUUGACAUAAUGAAGUAAUGAAUCGGAUUAUGUAUGCUUCCACUUCGGUAAAAGCCUUGGGGUAUAGAUAAUUGAGUUUAUUAAGACAUUUCCAGUGUAACACACAAGACUACAUUUUUAAGUACUUGAUUAUCACUAGUUCUCUAUUGAUCUCAAGGACACCUAGGGAAAUACUCAGACAGCAGCACUCAAUGCAAGCCAGCAAACCUGGGGUAGACAUUGUCGAGGCUACAUAGUCUACCAAGACUUUCUAGCAAUGGUUUCAGGAUAACAAUCAGGAGAUGUCUAGGCUUCAAACAUAUUGCGAUUUCAAUUUACAUUGAACUCUCUGUCCUCUUUUGGACACUAUAUAUUUUUUUUAAUUAUGAGCUUGACAGGGUAGUGCAGAGCUAUUUACUUCAAGUCUGUCAGCUACAGAAGGAUUUGAGGACAGCUGGGCUACGAAAGACCCUAUCUUAAAAGCAAGAAUAAGAAAUACAGAAAAAAUAACCUAGAAUACCUCCUUAUUCCUAGUUAUUAAAGUAUUCACUUUAUCUUUCUUUAUUAUCUUUACUCUUUUUUUUUUUACUAUCCAGUUGUUAUCCCCGUCCCAUUCUGCCUUCCGACAGUUCCUCAUUACAUCCCUCCUCCCCUGUCUCCAAGAGGAUGUCCCCAAACCCCCACACACACUCUGUCAGGCCUCCCCAUUCCCAGGGGUCUCAAGUCUCUUCAAAGGUUAGGUGCCUCUUCUCUCAUUGAGGCCAGAAUUGGCCGUCCUCUGCUAUAUGUGUUGGAGGCUUCAUAUCAGCUCAUGUAUGCUGCCUGGUUGGUGGCUCAGAAAGAAAUCUUGAGCGUCCAGGUUAGUUGAGACUGCUGGUCUUCCUUUGAGGUCAUCCUCCUCAGCUUCUUCCAGCCUUUCUGUCAUUAAACCACAGGGGUCCAUGACUUCAGACCAUAGGUUAAGUCUAAAUAUCUGCUUCUGUCUCAGUCAGCUGCUUGUUGGGCCUCUCAGAGAGCAGCCAUGCUAGACUCCUGUCUGUAAGUACAUCAUUAAUAGUCUCAGUAAUAGUGCCAGGCCUUGGAGUCUCCCCUUGAGAUGAGUGCCAGAAGUAUUCUUUCACAUGAAAAAUGGCUGAUCUUUUAGACAAUGUGUUUUAUACCUGAAUGAAAUAAGGACACUACUGCUCCAAGGUGUGGCUGAGGAGAAGGAUUUUAUGGUAGGUUGAUGGAGAGUGCCACUGCAGGCAUUAGGAAGAGCCCACAGCAAGGAAAAAAGCAGUAGACUUAACCUGGCCAUGAGAGGAGGUGGGUGGGGGUUGAUGGGCAGAGAGAGGGUCAGGAGAACCAAGACACCAAAGAGAACUAAGACAACACACGCCAACUGAAAUGGCAGGGCUAAAAAUGAAUAAGAAGCUGGGAGAAGGGAAGCCCAUGUGUUGAAAACAUUUAGGGUAAUGGGUGGGGAUUGAAUUGCUAAGAGGAGCCAGGAUACCAGCAGCCUCUGUAACAGGGACUUGUUGAAAGAGCCUAAAGACCAUAUGCUUUGGUGUGCUAAUAGGCACCCCUGUUAACCAUUUUAACCUUUAGUUUUAUGUACAUUGCUUUUCUUGCAUAUGUGCCUGUAUGAGGGUGUCAGAUCCCCUGGAAUAAGAAUUACAGACACUUGUGAGCUGCCAUGUGGGUGCUGGGAAUUGAAAGCAAGUCUUCCUGAAGAUCAGUCAAGGUCAAAGCAUGUAUUCACUGAGCCAUCACUCCAGCUUGGACCGGGGCACCCUGCUUAUGUUUGUUAAAUUGUACCUUAAUUGGCAAAAUUUAGAUCUCACUUAGGUAUCGUAUCUUGUCAAAAUUUUCUCCACACCUGACUAAAUGUCUUUUGCCACACUGUUUACUUAGCGGUAUGUGCUAUCUUGUUUCUGUCAAGCCAUCUUUUAAGUUGCCUGCUCCCUCUUCUACUUAGUCAGCUCUAGGUAAGAGGGGAAGUAUCAUGGACCACAAGACAGACCACUGUAGGUUUCACUGACUUUUGAAACAGAGGCUAACUGUUAGAUAACAAUCAGUCCACAUACUCCUGGUUGGCUUGCCUCAGGCUCAGCCUAUGGUCAUUGAAUCUCACUGGGCCAACAGACUUAGAGCUGUUCAUGUUUAAAUAAAAUCGAAUAAGAAGUAAGAUGAAGCAAGAAUGGGGCUCAGGAACACCUCCUAGGAACUGGAUGAACACAUGGCCUUGUGAGGAAGCUCCACCACAGCCUCUUGGGAGUGAGCCAUGCGGCUCUGUAAGGAUGAAAACUUUCUGCUGAGCGGAUCCUGGGCAGAUCGAUCACCACUGCAUGAAGCUGCAAGUCAAGGUCGUCUUCUUGCUCUGAGGACAUUGCUAUCACAAGGAUAUAAUGUAAAUGCAGUAACCAUAGACCAUGUCACUCCACUCCAUGAGGCCUGCCUAGGUGACCACGUGGCCUGUGCAAGGACUCUCCUGGAAGCUGGGGCUAAUGCAAACGCAAUCACCAUAGAUGGCGUGACUCCCUUGUUCAACGCAUGCUCACAAGGCAGCGCAAGUUGUGCAGAACUCCUUUUGGAAUAUGGUGCCAAAGCCCAACUGGAGUCCUGUUUUCCAUCUCCAACACAUGAGGCUGCCAGUAAAGGUCACCAUGAAUGUCUCGACAUUUUGAUAGCCUGGGGCAUAGAUGUUGACCAAGACAUACCUCACUUGGGAACUCCUCUUUAUGUAGCUUGUAUGUCACAGCAGUUCCAUUGCAUCUGGAAGCUUCUUUAUGCUGGUGCUGAUGUGCACAAAGGCAAGUACUGGGACACGCCACUGCAUGCUGCCGCUCAACAACCCAGUACCGAAAUCGUGAACUUACUGCUAGAAUUUGGAGCAGACAUCAAUGCAAAGAACACAGAUCUCUUGCGGCCUGUCGACUUGGCUACAUCUAACAGUGCUGUAGAAAGAAUACUUCUUCAACAUGAAGCUACCCCAAGCUCUCUUUGCCAACUGUGCCGACUCUGCAUCCGAAACUACAUAGGAAGACAAAGGUUCCAUCUUAUCCCUCAGCUCCAGUUACCAACAUUGCUGCAGAAUUUCUUACAGUAUCGAUAACACAGAAAAUAGUUUCACAUUCUUAAGAAAUCAAAAUUUUCUAUUUUGGUUUCUUUUUAAAAUAUAGAAGAUAAGGGUGAUGAUGCAUAUAAGUUCACCCAGCAAAGCCGUAAAAUCUAAGUGGAUUUUCAUCUGAAGAAUACUCAUUGGUACUGUUUAUCAAUUUUUACGGUCUUUGGUUUAUAUUUAAAACAUCUAUAUCAUCUCAGCAUUCUUGGUGUAUCUUCUUGAUUUAGGGGAAAGAUGGGAAUUUAUUCAUUUUAUGUUUUUUUAUUAUAGAGUGGAAAGAAAAUUGUACACUUUUGCUAAAAUAUUAGUUUAAUUAUAAAUUUCAUCCUAUGUUACAUUUUGAAGGAUCUGUAUUCUCAAAAAUGGUUAACUGUAAUUUCAGAUACUGUCAUUGGUUACCUGUGUUUUUAAUAUUGUCAAAAAUUAGAGCAAUUAAUAUGCUUUUUGAAAUAAAGAUGACUUAUGCACUUGC